Oppia nitens is the source of this 1307-nucleotide messenger RNA. RefSeq lists its product as uncharacterized. Lineage: Eukaryota; Metazoa; Arthropoda; Arachnida; Sarcoptiformes; Oppiidae. The transcript is spliced from 2 exons. Bases 84 to 1295 code for a protein of 403 amino acids. The record is from RefSeq and is a predicted model, not a curated record.
GACUAAUUUGGCGCUUAAUUUGUUGGCAAUGUUUUGAAUGGUUGUUGUGUUUGAUAAGAAAAUCACUUGAAUUGAUCCAAACAAUGGAUUCACAAUCAAUUGAUUCAGUCGAUGUCAACAAUGUUGAAACAUCGGACACAAAAUCAGCCAAUUUUAUUGAAGACAAUGCAUCGACAUCUAAGUCAACACUAAUAAUACCAGAAGUGUCAUCAAAUGCGAAGAAUAUGUCCAAUAAAUCAAGCGAUAACUCGACUGAAGAUAAAUCAUUGAAAUUAGAUCCGAAAGAUAAGUCAAAGUAUGUUACGGUUGGCUCAAGAUUUAUGCAGUCGACUAAAGAUUGGGUCGACAAGAGGUCCAAUGCUUCAAAGCAAAGACAUGUUAGGUCUGGUUCGGCCACUCGUGGAACUGUUGGCACUCGUCCUCCGAGUCGAAACCCGACACCAAAUGCCAAAACGAAGAAAGCUUCGACUCCGAUAUCAACCGAUAAAUCGCUAAACUUUAGUCACGUUUCGGUUAUUAAUGUAAGAGAUAAUCAAAAACCUGAAAUAAAACUGAAGGGAAAGGGUUUGAUAACUGGACGCAAAUCUUUGGCUCCAAAACGGCUGCCUUUUGUCUUUGAUUCCGAUGCAAACACAGUGACCACUGCUUCAAAUCGAGUCACUCCUAUGUCUGUUAGUGUGGAUAAUGACACAAAAGUUAAAGAAAUGGAAAAUUCAGUCAUGACUUCAAUAUAUCUUCAGUCGGUGUUUCUGAAUCUUAAAGCUAAACGAAUGAAAAGUGAAAGACAGACAAAUGCUUUGACUAAAAUCACUCAAAUCUGGUCUCAAACUAAUGAAUUGAGAACACAAUUAUUUGAAACACAGAAGUGUAUAAUAACUCUCAAAGAGACCAUCGAUUCAAUUGAUAUCUUAGAGAAACAAAAGAAUAUUUUGGAAGAAUAUCUAAAGAUAAGGACACAAUUGGAUUCAUUAUUUAAUUGUUUAGCGAAACUAAUUGGAGAACAAAAAUUGCUUUUUAAGGUUGAAAAUUGUACACAAAAUGAUUUUGAAAAACUCAAUGAUUUGAUGAAAUUAAAUGUUGACUCUAACCAAUCGGAUUCAAUGGAUAAGGCAUCUAAAAUAUCUGAUAAUGUGGUAAACGCUAAAAAAGUUUGCGAUGAUAUUAAAAGUUUGGAAAAUGAAUUCAAAGAUUGCUAUAAAUUGUUUAUAAAUUGUGUUAAAGAUUACGAAAAAUAUGAAAGAAUUGAACGUAAAAUAAAUCCACAAAAAUGUCUGUCAAUUUCUAAAUUGUUUUAAAUUUUAAAGUAA